Molecule: messenger RNA, 681 nt
Organism: Trichosurus vulpecula (common brushtail)
Lineage: Eukaryota; Metazoa; Chordata; Mammalia; Diprotodontia; Phalangeridae
Gene: HOXA7
Product: homeobox A7
Exons: 2
Coding region: 1-681 (226 amino acids)
Biological process (GO): regulation of transcription by RNA polymerase II; anterior/posterior pattern specification
Cellular component (GO): nucleus
Molecular function (GO): RNA polymerase II cis-regulatory region sequence-specific DNA binding; DNA-binding transcription factor activity, RNA polymerase II-specific
Source: RefSeq, a predicted model, not a curated record
AUGAGUUCUUCGUAUUAUGUGAAUGCGCUUUUUAGCAAAUAUACGGCGGGGGCUUCUCUGUUCCAAAAUGCAGAGCCGACUUCUUGCUCCUUUGCUACCAACUCUCAGAGAAGCGGCUACGGACCGGGUGCGGGCGCCUUCGCUUCCUCCGUGCCCGGCGUGUACAAUGUGAACAGUGCCAUAUAUCCCGGCCCCUUCUCGUCCGGAUACGGCCUGGGUUCAGACGCCUACAACCUGCACUGCUCAUCCUUUGAUCAGAAUAUUCCCGUCCUCUGCAAUGACCUAACCAAAGGCAGCUGUGAGAAAGCCGAGGCGAGCGCCCUGCACAGCCAGGCAGAGACCAAUUUCCGGAUAUACCCUUGGAUGAGGUCUUCAGGUCCGGAUCGCAAGAGGGGCCGGCAAACCUAUACCCGCUAUCAGACCCUGGAGCUAGAGAAGGAGUUUCAUUUCAACCGCUAUCUGACCCGGCGGCGGCGCAUCGAGAUCGCCCACGCCUUGUGCCUCACCGAGAGGCAGAUCAAAAUCUGGUUCCAGAACCGGAGGAUGAAGUGGAAAAAAGAGCACAAGGACGAGGGACCUGCCGCCCCGGCCGCCACCGAGAGCGCCUCGACCACCCCCUCGGCGGGAAAAGUGGAGGAGGAGGAAGAGGAGGAGGAGGAGGAAGAGGAGGAGGAGGAAUGA